Molecule: messenger RNA, 5178 nt
Organism: Triticum turgidum subsp. durum (durum wheat)
Lineage: Eukaryota; Viridiplantae; Streptophyta; Magnoliopsida; Poales; Poaceae
Source: the annotation of a GenBank genome assembly
AUGACAAGCUUAUCAUGCAUGCAUUAUAGAUUGACAACAUAUCAGAGGAAGAAGGAAAAGGAAACCAAACAGGAAGAAGGAAAAGGAAACCAAACAGGAAGAAUCAAAUCCUGCUUUAUCUUUACCAAAAGGACAUGCUUUCUUAUGCCGCAGCAACAAGCAAAGAAGCUGCCUUCGCCCCUCUUCACUACCUUUUCUUGUGAGGAUGGAACUGGGAUAGCGGGAACCAGAGGCCUAAGCAAAGAAUCUUGUCCAGUUCUCUUCUUCUUCUUCAAUGAAAUGAGCUUCGGGUUAGUCGCAGCUUCUCCCAGCUCUUUAUAUCCCAUCCUCGAGAUCCUCCAUUUGUCAGACACACGGGUUCCAAGGAUGCGAACCAAACACGCUCUUGUCCCAUUCGAGAGCACAGGCCCCGUGCGUCCUCCUCAUCUCUCCAGAACUGCUGGUGGCGUCAUCUUUCUGUGCCUCCUGUACUGCCUGAGGAUGGACACCGCCAUCGGCGCAACGAAGUGGGUGCUGGGCAAGGCGCUGGCCCCCGUCACGGAUGGCUUGCUGCAGUCCUGGGCAGCUAGUGUUGAGCUUGAUCGCAACAUCGACGCCCUCAAGAUGGAGCUGUUGUAUGCGCAUGGGAUGCUUGAGAAUGUGCACGGCAGGGACAUCCAUGGCAUUGCGCUGAAGGAGCUCCUGCUCAAGCUGCAGCAGCUGGCAUACGGGGCUGAUGAUGUACUGGAUGAGCUGGAGUACUUCCGCAUCCAGGACGCCCUUAAAGGAACCUACCAUGCCACUGACAUGAAUGCUGUGGGUUUCAUCCAGGGCCUCCGCGUCAAUGUUGAACACACGGCGAGGCAUGUUGCCAACAAACUUAAGUGCCUCCCGUGCUUGGGUGCUGCUAGCCAUGAUGGUGACCAAGAAAGUGAUGCUGGUGUUCACCAAGAAAAUUAUGGCAAGCAAGCAUGCCUCUCUGGUGUACGCUUGUGUGGCAGGCAGAGGAUCGGCUCCUCGCCACCGAUGCCCGCCAACAAGGGUGUCAAGAAUGUUGAUGGCAAAUGCAUGCCCAAGGUCAUCUCAACUGCUCGCAAUGCUGCCCACACUUUCGGUAAACACUUUCCAUGCUACUCUCCCAUAUCUGUCCAUGAUGAUGAUCCUCAACCUAUCAUUUCAAAGUGUGCAAGCCAGAGAGACUGUGAUAUAGAAACACCAGAAUUGAUGUUUGAUAGGGUGCAAAUGUCUAAAACAAUGAUGGACAUGGUAGAGCAGCUGAAGGAAGUAUGUGCUAAGGUCUCCAUAAUUCUUAAUCUAGAUUUGUUGGGCUCCAGCCGUAUGCAUACCAAAGAUAUUGCUAAAAACAGAUCCAAGACCACAUCCGAGAUUAUAGAACCUGAGUUAUACGGGAGGGAUGACCAAAAAAAGAAAAUUGUAGAUUGCAUUAUUAGUCGCGAGUACUGUCCCAAUAAACUUAACGUGCUUCCAAUUUUUGGACCUGGGGGUAUUGGAAAAACAACUUUUACGCAACACAUAUGCCAAGAAGUAAAUAGAUAUUUCCAGGCUUCAAUUUGGAUAUGUGUCUCUUUCGAUUUCAGUGCAGAUUGGUUGGCGCAAGAGAUGGUCAAAAAAAUCGAUAGUGUUGUUGGUGAAAAGGCUAACGCUAGUGCCGACGAACUUAUCCAGCAAAGAUUAAAAGCUAAGAGAUUCUUACUUGUCUUGGAUGAUGUGUGGACAUAUCAGGAGGAUGAGUGGAAAAAACUAAUAGCACCUUUAAAGAAGGUAGAGUCUGAGGGUAAUUUGAUUAUAGUCACAACCCGAAUACCAAAGGUAGCAGAAAUGGUUAAGACAACCAAUGGUGAACUAAAACUGGAAAGACUAGAUGAUGCAGACACCAUGCGUUUUUUCGAAACAUGUAUAUUUGGUAACAAGCAACAACCAUGGGAAGAACAUCCUGAAUUAUCUGAGAUUGGUCACAAAGUAGUGGACCAUUUGAAAGGUUCCCCUCUUGCAACUAAAACUGUAGGUAGGUUACUAAGAAACCAACUUACUUUGGACCAUUGGAAAAGAGUUCUAGAAAGCAAAGAGUGGGAACUACAAACGAGUGAGAGUGACAUCAUGCCAGCCCUCAAACUUAGCUAUGAUUUUCUCCCUUUCCAUCUAAAACAAUUGUUUGUAUAUUGUGCUUUGUUUCCAGAAGAUUACGAAUUUGAUAGCAAGGAGUUAGUUCAACUGUGGAUAGGACUAGGUAUUUUGCACCCAUAUGAUCAAAAUAAAAGGACUGAAGAUGUUGGACUAGACCAUUUGAAUGAGUUGGUCAAUUACGGGUUUUUGAAGAAAGACAAAAAAAAAGAUGGUCGUCAUUAUUAUGUUAUUCAUGAUCUAUUGCAUGAAUUGGCCACCAAGGUUUCAUCGUAUGAAUGCGUUAGUAUAUCUAGUUCUAAUAUCAGGUCCAUACACAUCUCCUCGUAUAUACGUCAUUUAUCCAUAAUUGUAGAUGCUAAAGAUGUUAAUGAUAGAAUCAGUUUUGACGACUAUAAAAAGGAUUUGAGUGCAUUAGGUAAACGACUGAAAGUUGAAAACCUACGUACUCUGAUGUUGUUUGGGAAAUACCAUGGAAGCUUCGCCAAGACCUUUUGUGAUCUGUUUAGAAAAGCUAAAGCCCUUCGCACUAUUUUUCUAUCUGGAGCAUCAUACUCUAUGAAGGACAUUCUGCAUAACUUUUCAAAAACUAUCCAUCUUCGUUACCUAAGGAUUGAGCCAUCACAUAACACAGGCAACAUCGACUUUCCUAGUAUGCUAUUCAGAUUUUAUCAUCUAGAGAUAAUAAAUCUUCAAAGAUGCAAUGUCCCUGUUUCGAUAAGACGUAUUACCAACCUUGUAAAGCUGCGUAAUAUGCCUCUAGUUCUGUCUGACAUACCUGAGGUGGGAAAACUUAAAUUGCUUUCAGAAUUAAGAAGAUUUGAAGUUGGAAAACAAACUAAUGGUUUCGAACUAAGUCAGCUAGCGCAAUUAACAGAGCUUGGAGGGUCACUUAGCAUUUAUAAUCUUGAAAAGGCGCAAGAAAAAGGGGCCCGGGGAAAGGAAAUAAGGCCAAUACACAGAAACCACUUGCGUGAACUAACAUUAGAGUGGGAUGUGCAACGAUCUAACACGGAUCCUACAAGAGAAGGAAAUGUUCUUGAAAAUCUUGUACCGCAUAGUGACCUUCGAGAUCUUUGCAUUAGAGGGCACGGAGGCACUAGUUGCCCAACAUGGCUAGGUGAGAACCUCUUGGUCAAAAAUUUGGAAUCGCUUCACUUGGCUGAUGUAUCUUGGAAAACUUUUCCACCAUUAGGAGAGUUCUGGUUGGUUGAUGAGCUCCGUGACGAGUGCAAGUGUUGCAUCUCAAACCCAAACUUCCAAAAAAAAUGUCUUGAAAAAAAAGGUUUUCCAAAUUUGAAAAAGCUAGUGUUUGUUAAGAUGCCAAAAUUGACAAAGUGGGCUGGAAAUCAAACUUGCGGGUUCUUCUUCCACCUGGAAGUGCUCAUUAUUGAAGACUGCCCUGAACUUAAGGAGUUGCCCUUUUCAUGUUCUACUUGCUCUCAACCAGCGCAAGAAGGAGCGAACCUGAGGACCUUGUUCCCUAGACUACGUGAGUUCACGGUUGUAGGAUGCCCAAACCUGAGGACAAUGCCUCCUAUCCCUUGGACCCGUACUCCAUGCUCUAUUAAGAUAGAACAAUCAGGGUCAAAUUUUCAGCUACGCACUAACUCAGAAGGAAUGUACAUACCAGGAUUAUGCUUGUCCAUUGUGGCAGCGGAUGGUGCAGAUAGCUUGCUUUGGAAUAAGUUGUCUUUCUGUUAUUUGAGUGGCCUAAAAGAGUUUUCUCUAUUCAAUUGCCCUCCUUUGCCCUUGCACAUGAUCCAAAUGCUAACAUCUCUGCAGCACCUCACUAUAAGUGGUUGUUCGAGUAUUGUUCUGUCGCCAAUCAGAGGCGAGAGCCAUGUCACAUAUGAGGUUCCAGUUGAAGAACUCUGCAUUUCUGACAGCGGGGCUAGCGGGAAAGAACUGACUCAACUGCUCUCUCAUUUACCCAAGCUCACCAGCCUGAGUAUAGCUGAUUGCGAAAAGAUAACAGAACUUGGUGUGUCUAAUCAGCAGAGUGGAUCACAGCAGCAAUACACAAACGAAGAGGAGGAAAUAGUGGCGACGGCAGAAGGAGGACUGCUGCUCUUGCCUACCCAACUACAGGAGUUAAAAGUCUACAAUUGCCGUGAGCUGAGAAUAGUCCCCAAUUCUGGUUCAGGGGGCGGCAACAACGAAGCAGCAGGAGGUCUCCAGCGUCUACGCUCCCUCCGCCAAGUGAUCGCAGAUGGUUGCCCCAAAUUGCUUUCCUCCUAUUCGGGCUCCUCGUCUUGUUUCCCUUUCCCGACCUCCCUUGAAACACUCGAACUAGUCAACGUUGAACAAGUCAAUUUGGACCUCACAAACCUAUCCGACCUGAAAGUACUCCAUCUUGGCCACAUGGAGGACCUCACAAAACUAAGCGUCAGCCGUUCCUCAAAACUACAUACCUUGAGCAUACGAGUUUUGGCAGAGUCCAUCUGCAGCCUGCUCUCUACCUCCCUCACCACAUUGUCCUUCUAUCUUAGCAAAGAGGUGGAGCCCAUCACAGGAGAGGCCCUAGUGCUUCUCACCUCCCUCCGAGAGCUCGGAUUUUAUUCCUGCCACAAAUUGCAGUUCCUCCCUGCAGGUCUACAUACACUUGACAGCAUCAAGCAAUUAUCUAUUCGUUCAUGCCCAUCCCUCUGGUCGCUGCCCAAGGACGGCCUCCCUAGUUCUUUGCAGAAAUUAGAUAUCUCCGGAUGUUCCAUGAAAUCAUUGCCCAAGGACAGCCUCCCGAGUUCUCUGCAGCAAUUAGAGAUCUCCCGUUGUUCUAAGCUCGAAUUGCUUCCCACUUUUUCGGACGGCCUCCCAACUUCUCUGUGGAAAUUAAAGAUUGAGGAUUGUCCUGCCAUCAAAUCGGUGCCCAAGGACGCCCUCCCGAGUUCUCUGCAGGAAUUAGGCAUCACGAGUUGUCCUGAAAUCAAAUCGCUUCCCGAGGACGGGCUCCCCAAAUCCUUGCGAGUACUAGAUGUGGUCAGUUACGGCAACAGCGAGCAGCUUAAAAGGCAGUGCCGCAGGUUAAUAGGGACGAUUCCAAUAAUCUUCGCCUGA